Messenger RNA from Polyodon spathula (Mississippi paddlefish), 1534 nucleotides. RefSeq names its product purine-rich element-binding protein gamma-like. Gene Ontology annotation, molecular function: DNA-binding transcription factor activity, RNA polymerase II-specific; RNA polymerase II transcription regulatory region sequence-specific DNA binding; purine-rich negative regulatory element binding. Gene Ontology annotation, biological process: regulation of transcription by RNA polymerase II. The record is from RefSeq and is a predicted model, not a curated record. NCBI's taxonomy places the organism in Eukaryota, Metazoa, Chordata, Actinopteri, Acipenseriformes, Polyodontidae. Gene Ontology annotation, cellular component: nucleus. Bases 244 to 1263 code for a protein of 339 amino acids. The transcript has a single exon.
GACAGUGACAGGGGAAAGGCGAAGGGAAAAGGAAAGGGUGGCAGUCAUUCGUGAAAGCAAACGAUUUACCUGCUCGCUAGCAGUAUAAGGAAAGACAACAUAUGACAAAGGCCUAUAAAAAGGCCACUUGUCGUAAACGUUUUUUUUUGUUGUUGUUUUUUUUUUUUUUUCUCGUUUGUUAAUACAGAAGUAAUGGGGAGGCUAGCGGUUGUGCUGCUAAACUGUGGAAAAAAUUGAAUAAUCAUGGCUGAUAGUAGCACCAGAGGGAUGGAGAGAGGGAGAGGAAGGACUACGACAGACUCUGGCUUGAGAACCUUUUAUCCUCAGCACUAUUAUCCAGCGCAAGGCAUAGAGAUACAGGAACUCGCGUCCAAGCGGGUCGAUAUCCAAAAGAAGAGGUUUUAUCUGGACGUGAAGCAAAGUGCCAGGGGGCGUUUUCUGAAAAUAGCAGAGGUCUGGAUAGGCAGAGGAAGACAAGACAAUAUCAGAAAGAGCAAACUGACGCUCUCCAUGUCCAUGGCUCCUGACUUGAGGUACUGCCUGGGAGAUUUCAUCGAGUAUUAUGCCCGCAUUGGGCUAAGAGGUGCCCAGGGGCAGAGGCAGGAUGAGCAUGGCAACAGCCAGGGUCACCAUCACCAGGACGCAAGGAGAAGGCAGCAACCUCUCCACACAGCUUCCUCCCCCACUGUCUCCCCCACUGUUUCUGAAGAGCACUCUCACAGUGUCCUAAAGAGUGACUUGAUUGAGAGAGACAACAGGAAGUACUACCUGGACUUGAAAGAAAAUCAGCGUGGCAGGUUCCUCCGGAUCAGGCAGACGGUGAGCAGAGGACAUGGGACUAUGGGAUAUUACGGACAGGGCAUAGAGCAGACCAUCGUCCUGCCAGCACAAGGGCUGAUCGAAUUUAGGGAUGCCCUGUCCCAGCUGAUAGAGGACUAUGGGGAGGAAGAUACAGACAACCGCAGCCGAGGAAGAAACCACGAAGAGGCGCCGGAUCUUCCAGAGGGGGUCUCCUUCAGGGUGGACAACAAGAGGUUUUAUUUUGACGUAGGCUCCAACAGGUAUGGCAUUUUCUUAAAGAUAAGUGAGGUGAGGCAGCCCUACCGGAACACAAUCACUGUCCCCUUGAAGGCCUGGUCCAGGUUCGGAGAUAACUUCACCAGGUACGAAGAUGAGAUGAGAAGGAUCUUCAACUGCCAGAAGGAGAAGAGGACAGAUCCCCGAGGAGACAGUGGGGAAGAACAGGAUGACCAUGGCUUAUAAUGUGGUAAUGGGUAACCCAUCAACAAAAACAACCCAAAUGAGCUUACAUACAAAAACAAAAAGCUAACUGUGACAAUAGCAUAGUUUAUAUAUCUCGUUUUCUAAUACUGUACCUCUAAAAUACUGUACUGUAUGGCUGUUGUCAACUAGCACUUUGAAAUGAGUUAACUGUUGUCUCAGUUUUUUCAUGAACUUCUUGCACCAUCAAAAGCGUGAAACAACAAAAAAAGUUAAUUUUGCAGGAAGCAGCAAAUAAAUGACUAUUGAACAA